This is a messenger RNA of Xenopus laevis (African clawed frog), 3320 nucleotides long. RefSeq names its product suppression of tumorigenicity 18 protein-like (gene st18.S). The record is from RefSeq and is a predicted model, not a curated record. The coding region runs from base 23 to 2995 and encodes 990 amino acids. The transcript is spliced from 18 exons. Lineage: Eukaryota; Metazoa; Chordata; Amphibia; Anura; Pipidae.
AACUAGAGCUUACAAUUGCACUAUGUCUAAGAAGAGAAAAUUGCUGGAACCAUGUCUCACAGCGCCUGUCAAUAAAAGAAAGUCUCUGCUAAUGAAACCUCAACACUAUGAUCCAAGUGAAGACUUUGAUGAAGACAACGAGGAUAAAUCAGAUUUUCUAAGCUAUAAACUCUUUAAAAAAAAGUGUAGUAACUCCAUGGGAGGAAUGGUCUUGCAUUCAGCUAGCGUGGAGCCUCAUUCAACAGAGGAAAAACUUUGCUAUCAAGAUAUUAUCCUUAAUGCCUCAAUAUUAAGUAAUGCAGCAAAAGAAACAAUAAUGCAUCCAUUGAAUGAUAUUCUUAAUGACAAUGGAACUCAAUCAGUAAAAACAGACACUGUUGAUAGACAAGAUAAUUAUUGUGACCAGUCCUCCAAGCACAAAGAUCACCCAGUAUUUUCAUCUGAUGACACUAAUAGUAAUUUUGAAAUAAAUGAAAACGGGUGGGAGAGUUCUUCCAGUUUCUCUGAAGAAAUGAAUACAAAUGAUCACUCAGCAGAUAAAUACAGUAAAAACAUAAAAAAUAACCCCACAGUGGAUAUAAAAAAAAGAAGCACAGACAUGGGAGAUGUCUGUGAAAAACAAAGUAACCUGACAAUAAAAUUAACAGAGCAAGAAGACAGCAAAAUCCAGCAUCCCAAGUUUGAAAAUGAAGAGGAUGAUAAAUGUUUAUCUGUUUUAAAAGAGAAAUGUGUUGAUUUAGAUAAUUCAAAAGGGAGCUUGACCCUGCUUGAACAUGCAAUAGCCUUACAAGCAGAGCAAGGUCACAUGAUUCACAGCCCAUACAAGGAGCUAGACGUGUUUCUUUUGGAACAUUUAGCAAGAGAAAGAAGAGAAACAAAAAUACUAGACAUAGCUGGAAGACAAAUACAUAGCAACAAAAAUUCUUCCCAUCUUGAAAAACGUGAGACAAAGUGUCCAAUUCCAGGAUGUGAUGGCUCAGGUCAUGUAACAGGACUGUACCCUCACCACCGCAGUCUUUCUGGAUGUCCUCAUAAAGUUAGAGUGCCUUUAGAAAUCCUGGCCAUGCAUGAAAAUGUUCUAAAGUGUCCAACACCAGGAUGCAAUGGAAGAGGGCAUGUUAACAGCAAUCGCAAUACACAUAGGAGUCUUUCAGGCUGUCCAAUUGCCGCUGCUGAAAAACUCUCAAAACCACAAGAACAGCAAUUAUCUUCCAAUGGUGGUACCAAUACUGAACCAAUUCACAGAGCAACUUGUGUAAAACAUCUUGAGGUAACACAGUUCAGAUAUGGAGCAACACAACCAGUUACCACAGCACAAGCAACUAUUAUUAAAGAGCAUGACAAAUUUGGGAAAGUUCCAUUUGACUAUGCCAGCUUUGAUGCACAAGUUUUUGGCAAACGGACAAUUGCUGCGCUUGUUCACAGCCAAGAAUCUAACUGUAGUGGAGCAAAACAGCACACAAGUUCAGCGAAAUCUUCCAAUCGACUGCAUAGCGUUCACACUCAGAGUCCAUGUCAUGCCAGCUCUUACAACUAUGGUCAGUGUAGUGAAGACACCCACAUAGCAGCAGCUGCUGCUAUCUUCAACCUUUCCACCCGCUGCAGGGAAGCAGCAGCAGAGAUCCUGUCCAACAAACCACUGAGUCUCUCUGCCAAGGCAACAGACAUUAAAGUUGAUGAACACGGCACAUUAGAUUUAAGCAUGAAGAAGAAUCGAUUAAAUGAGAAGGCUGGUACCUUUGGCAUUUCAAAACCCAUCCUGUCAACACCUUCUUUGUCACCCUUCAAAACAAGUAGCAUUUUAGUCAACGCAGCCUUCUAUAAAGCCCUUUGCGAAAAGGAGGGUUGGGAUGCCCCCAUUAACUACAGCAAAGUCCACGGCACAAUUGAGUAUGUUAAAGAGCCAGACCUUGGGGAUUAUUCAGAUAACACAGAUGAAACAAAAUACUCAGGAGAUUCCUCUUUGUCAAGUCCUAAAAGCAAGUUCCAUUCCAGAGAAAUGAAGAAGGAAUUGAUUGCUUGUCCAACUCCAGGAUGUGAUGGCAGUGGUCAUGUAACAGGAAACUAUGCUUCACAUCGCAGUGUUUCUGGGUGCCCACUGGCUGACAAAACCCUUAAGUGUCUCAUGGCUGCUAACUCUCAGGAGCUUAAGUGCCCAACACCUGGAUGUGAUGGUUCUGGCCAUGUGACAGGAAACUAUGCUUCUCACAGAAGUUUAUCAGGCUGUCCACGUGCAAGGAUAAAUGGUGUCAAACGAUUUGCUAGCAAGGAAGAUACAGAAGACCAGGAACUUAAGUGCCCUGUUUUAGGCUGUGAUGGUCAAGGCCAUAUAUCUGGUAAAUAUACCUCUCAUCGAAGUGCUUCUGGGUGUCCUUUAGCUGCCAAGAGACAGAAAGAAAGUGUCCUGAAUGGCUCUUCAUUGCCCUGGAAACAAAAUAAGCAAGAGCUGCCACACUGUCCACUACCGGGAUGCAAUGGAUUGGGUCAUGUUAAUAAUGUCUUUGUCACCCAUAGAAGUCUGUCUGGAUGCCCCUUGAAUGCACAGGUCAUAAAAAAAGGCAAAACAUCAGAAGAGCUUAUGCCUGUGAUGAUAAAGUCAAGUAAUGGCACAGAAAAUGAAGACAAUAUUCGAAAUUUGGAUGAAGAGAUCAAAGAACUGAAUGAAUCAAAUCUAAAGAUAGAGGCUAACAUGACGGAGCUUCAGACCCAGAUUUCAUCCAUGGAAACAAAUCUGAAAACCAUAGAGGAAGAGAACAAGGUGAUAGAACAGAAUAAUGAAAGCCUUUUAAAAGAGUUGGCUGGUCUUAGCCAAGCUCUUAUCUCAAGUCUUGCCGAUAUUCAGUUUCCACAAAUGGAACCCAUUAGCGAACAUAAUUUUGAAGCCUAUGUAAAUACUCUCACCAAAAUGUAUAGCACAAUGGAGCAAGAUUAUCCCCCAGAAUGCAAGGCUCUUUUGGAAAAUAUCAAACAGGCUGUGAAGGGUAUCCAUGUAUAGUGUUCAACAAACUGCGGGGCAACACAAGUGGUCUGAAGAUAAAAUACCAUUCGGUCUACUUGGAAUUAUUAAUGGGGAUGUCAAUUGGUGUGCUGCAUUAACAACAGUAACAUUGCACUAUUUACUUUCCCAGCUGUCAUAAAAUGUACUAAAAAAACAGCACAUGACUGUUUGAACUAACAGCAAUGCACUUGAGGUGUGUAUUUGGAAUCUGUAUUUCAGCUUAUUUUUUUCCUCUAUUGCACUUUUACUUUUGUAAAGUGAAUGUAAAAAAAAAAGGUGUUUGCAGCUAUUUUUUAUACAUUGUAUUUAUUUCAGAUGGAAG